AUGUCGUCAGCUGCUGAGGUUCAGAGGAUGGCGGCCGUGGACCUGGGCGCCCUGCUAGAUGCGGGCGAGGGCGCGGUCAUGACGCUGGUGGCAGGAGAGACGCGGCUGGCGGCGCACCGUGCGGUCCUGGAAGAGAGGAGCCCCGUGUUCCGAGCCAUGUUCCAGCACGACAAGCUGGAGGCCAGCUGUGGUGAAGUCAGAAUCGCGGACGUGGAGGGCCCGGUGCUGAGGCAGCUGCUGUCUUACAUGUACACCCUGCAGGCACCCCAGCUGACCGACACGGCCCGGGAGCUGUUAAUGGCAGCCGACAAAUACGGCCUGUCCGCGCUGAAGGCCGCCUGCGAACAGCAGGUGGCGGCACAGCUGGAGGUGGAGACGGCGGCGGCUGCAGCUGUGCUGGCGGUGAGGCACUCGUGCCCCAGCCUAACUGCAGCCAUCGUCCACUUCAUAAGGGCCCAUGACUACAAAGCAAUGGCAACACAGGGCUGGGCAGACGCUGUGCUCGAGUACCCAAAAGACAUGGUCGAAGUCAGUCGGCUGCUUCGUGAGCCACCAGCAGAAGCCAGGUGA
Molecule: messenger RNA, 570 nt
Organism: Schistocerca americana (American grasshopper)
Lineage: Eukaryota; Metazoa; Arthropoda; Insecta; Orthoptera; Acrididae
Product: speckle-type POZ protein-like
Exons: 1
Coding region: 1-570 (189 amino acids)
Biological process (GO): proteasome-mediated ubiquitin-dependent protein catabolic process; regulation of proteolysis
Cellular component (GO): cytoplasm
Molecular function (GO): ubiquitin protein ligase binding
Source: RefSeq, a predicted model, not a curated record